This is a messenger RNA of Brassica napus (rape), 3283 nucleotides long. RefSeq names its product small polypeptide DEVIL 16. Gene Ontology annotation, biological process: negative regulation of cell population proliferation. NCBI's taxonomy places the organism in Eukaryota, Viridiplantae, Streptophyta, Magnoliopsida, Brassicales, Brassicaceae. The transcript has a single exon. The coding region runs from base 1164 to 1325 and encodes 53 amino acids. The record is from RefSeq and is a predicted model, not a curated record.
AUGUUUGAACAACGUUAAAAACAAUAAUGUUAUAUACAUUUUUGGAUAGCCACAUAUAUAUUAUUUUCUUUAUAAUAAUUAGAGACUUGACAUCCACAACCAAAUUAAUCUUUACAGAAUAUGGUUGAUAAUGCUGAAAGCAAUAAGCAACAUAAAUAGUAUAUUGUUGAAAUUGUGUACUCUGAGCUUUUUUACAUGUAUAUUUUGAAGGUGCAAUUUAAAUUUGAUUCGUAAAUUUUCAGGAAAAGCGUGUAAAGGUAAUGUAGUACGAACCCAAUAAAUUGCAAUGAAGACAACAGUUGUAACAGAUGGUAGGGUUCGGCUUACACGGACGACCACUCACGUUCAGGCGCAUGCCAAUGCGGCAAUUGCCUCGAACAUUAAUUAGCUCAAUCUUGAUUUUACAUAGAUGUCGACAAAAAAUAUACAUUAGAUGUCUACCAAAUUAAAUAAAUAAAUAAACAAAAUAAAUUUCAACUCUGCAUAGUGCUUGUUUCUUUCCCUUACGACAUAACAUAACAGUGUAUCUCAAUAGUGUUUUUGUUUGAUCUUUCAUAGUCAUACAUGGUUUGCUUUGUAUAUAGUACAUCUGUUUGAUCAGUUUUUUUUCCAGAAAUACUUAAAUGGGUUAUUUUGGUAAAAACUAAAUACUCAAACUGAUUUUAAAUUAACGUUCAAAUUUUAUAUCAAAAUGCUAAUAUCAUAUACUAUAUGUCAACUACUUUGAAGUUAGUGACAUUAUAUUCAAAUAAUCAUUUGAAAGCAACCUCAAAAAGAAUGAUAAUUCAUUCUAUUUUUGUUUGAUUUAAGUUUCCUUGGUUUAUUCCUAACUAGUAUAAAACAAAAAACAUACAACAACUUAAAAGUCUCCAAUAUUUUGGAGUCAAAGGAUGCAAUUUAAAAUAGUUUUUAAUAACAUGCAAACAUAAACAAAGUAAAUACUCACCGCGUUUGGAUGGCUUGGACACUUAGUAAAAAACAUACUGUUGAGUUUUUGACAAAGAUUGCCCCCUCCACUUGACAACUAUAUACUAAACUCUCCAUAUUUGUGUCUCUUCUACUAAAUCAAAGCUCAUAAGCAGAAACCUUCAAGCUCUUCCCUUUCCUGCACCUUUUUUUUGUUUUAUUAAGAGUUUUUGGCACUAGGAGAGAAGAAACAAUCAAUGGCACCAGAGGAGAAUAGCACGUGCGAGCCUUGCAAAACGUUCGGGCAAAAGUGCAGUCAUGUCGUGAAGAAACAAAGAACCAAGUUUUAUAUUCUACGCCGUUGUAUCGCUAUGUUAGUCUGCUGGCGUGACAACAACCACGACCGCAACGACUCUUGAUUGCUUCUUUUUGGAUAAAUUAUUUUCCUUUUCUACUUAAUUAUUACUCUAUUUAUUCUUUUUUUUUUCGCUCAAAAGAAAUGUAAUUUAGUAGUUUUUCUUGCACUUACUCAUUGUGUCAUUAUCUGAAUUCAAAAUCCACAGAAUGUAUGUCAAGUUCUUUUGGGUUAUCUGGGGUUUUCAUCUUCAUAGUUUUAGAAUUAAUAUAUGCAUAUAUCUAUGUGCAUACGUAAUAGUUAGAGUAGUUCCUUUUUUGGUUGCAACUUCAUCUUACUUUUUUUUUUUUGAAAAGGAGAGUCUUUAGUUUAGUGAUACACCAUUAAAGUAAAAUUUCUUUAUGUGUGUCAAAGGCAACUUCAUCUUACUUUUUGUCAUACUUGAAGACCAGUAUACAAAACAACUCUGCAUAUAUGACUAAGAUUAAGAGGACCAUAUAUUAAUUUCCUCUGUCAAACUUAAAGACAUUAAUACAUUUCUCGAUUAUAUAGCAUUUUAUAAAAAAUUACGUAGCAUCAACCGACUUUCGCUAUAAGUAUACAUUUUAAAAAGAAUAUUGUAAGAAGGCAACAUCGAAUCCAUGAACACGCACUUGAUUACGAGAUACAUCACAAACUGUAGCAAUUUAAUUAUAUUUUGUUAAAUUAAUUACAAGCAAUUUAUACAUCACCAAAUGUGCCAAUUCAUAUGAUAUUUUGUUUAAAAUUCAUAAUAUGUAUUGCAGAAUUUAAAUAAGAAGAAGGGUUAUUUUACAAAUUACAAUUUUGUAAUUCAAGAAUUAUUUUGAGGGGUUUUUGUAAAAUAAUUGGACACAAAUCGAUGACGUAUUUUCUGCCAAAGCAAUCAGCGUGAAGCCCUAAAGUACCGGAAAUAGAUGAAACGUGGGGAAAUUCUGGCCUUUUGUAUAUAUAUAUUGUUUAUUUUUGGCCUUUUUGCAUAUUCAAAAUUUCCUUUUGUUAAUUUAAAAACUAAGGAUUAAAUAAUAUGUUUCAAUAUUAAGGGUCCGAAUGGUAACCGCGGUUUUGAUAAUAUAAGCGGUGUGGAAUUAGAGUGUGGUACGGUGCAACUGCGGUUCAUGCGGUUUGCGGGACAAGUGCGGAUUCCAUAAAAAAGUAAUGCGGUACGGUGCAGCUGCGGUUCAUACGGUUUGCGGGACAAGUGCGGAUUUCAUAGAAAAGGUAGUGCGGUUUUGAUAAAAAGUAAUGAUGUUUUGAUAGAAAAAAAUAAUGUAAAAAAUAUAUUAAUAAAAUUUAAAAUUGAAUUUGUUUGCUUAGUAAUAAUAUCAUAAUAUUUUAAAAACCCGCAACCAAAUAGAAAUAAUAUAAUAUAUAGUAAAUAUAUAUUUUACAUUUGAAUUUAGUGUUUAGCGAUUAAACUUAUUGUUAAGUAUUUAUAGUGUAGGAUAGGUUUAUGCAUGGGCAAAAAAUGAGAACCCAAGAUUCAAACUUGAACAAAACCAAAAUAAGUGAAAUAGAAACUAAAACCUUUACAUACUCAAACGGUUUCUAUAUUAUAUAUUUGAAAUAACUGGAACCGAACCGAGAACAAAAAAGAUACCUGAAUAUAUCAAAAUAUUAAUGAUAUAUAAUAUAACUAAAGUAGCCGAUAUUUUACUUGAAUUACUCAAAAUAAACGAACCGGAAUCGAGAUGAAAUGGGAAAUGAUUAAUUUUGGGUAUUUAAUGGUUCCUAGUUUUGGUAAUUUAAUUUUGGUAUUUUCAGUUUAUAUGAAAUAAUUUAAUCAUUUUAUAAUCAAACUGACUAUCGUUUAUGUAUUUUAUGUAUAAUUAUUUUAUGAUUAUAUUUGAAAACAAUAAAAUAAGUUAAAAGUUAUAAAACAUUUUUAAAGUAAAUCAUUGAUAAAAUUAUCAGGAAUUUAAACUAAAGAGCAUAUUUAACAUGUUACUUAUUAAAGUAUAUGGUGUUAAUAAAGUGUUAAUAAUUAAUUAAUUUUUAAAUAGA